CAUACCGAGCAUAGCCUGCGUGUCAGUGCAGUCGACUUACAGCUGGCUGUGAGGAGAACUGACGCUACCCGUUCUUUUUUUCCGCUCUCCAACACGUAAUACCUUUACCCUGUGUUAUCAGAAACUGUCCAAACCACAUAAGAACAAUCGGGAGUAUUCAGGCGUGACACUCUCCGCGUUGUUUUUAUUUGCUUUUGUAGAAAACUAAACUUGGAGGCUGGGCCUUUAGCUUUCUGAGCGUCGCUUGAGCGGAGAAGAAGAGAAAAAGAAGCUGGUCUUUGUGUGUAAAAAGUCGAUAAAUGCUACUAACGAAAAUGGACCUGUUGAACUACCAGUACCUGGACAAAAUGAACAACAACAUCGGCAUCCUCUGCUACGAAGGCGAGGCAGCUUUGAGAGGGGACCCCAGACUGCAGUCCUUGUCCUUAUCCUCGUCCACAUCCUCCUCCUCCUCGUCAUUGUCCUCCUCUUCUUCUUCAAUCUCCAGCCACAGGACAGGUCCUCCGCCCAUCAGCCCGACCAAGAGAAAACUGAAUGGGGACCAGGGGGACAGCGACAUGGAUGACAAUGAGCAUGUGGCAAAGAUGAGCCGACUGUUUGCUGCUCAGCUGAAACCUAAUGGAGACUAUCGCAGCUCUCCUGUCUCCAAGGACCACAGCCGGAGCUCCAUUGAGCGAGUGGUGGUGCCCGGUGGCUUGGGAAUUCACAGCAACCACCUGUACAGCCACAGCCACCAUCACCACCUUGCCAGCUUAGCCGCUAUGGACCAGCCACUGGCUCUCACCAAAAACAGCAUGGUGGAGUCUGCACGUAGCAGCACAGCAGCGCUGACACAGUCAGUGCCACACACAGUCAGCGCUGUGGAGCGCCAGCAGAAUCGUCCUUCAGUGAUCACAUGUGCCCCAGCCAACAACCGCAACUGCAACCUGUCUCACUGUCCUGUCUCCCACAAUGGCUGCUCAAGCCUCAGUAACAACUACAGGAGAAUCAACACCAACACAGCCUGCGACCCAGUGAUUGAAGAGCAUUUCCGCCGCAGCCUUGGGAAGAACUACAAAGAGCCAGAGCCUGCAGCCACAAACUCAGUGUCCAUCACGGGCUCGGUGGACGACCACUUCGCCAAGGCGUUGGGGGAAACCUGGUUGCAGAUCAAAAACAAGGGGAGCCCCUCAUCGUCUGGCAGCAGCCCAAACUCCUCCCCUGACAGUCACAUGAUCAAUCACAACCACUCCCCCUCCGUGGUUUCCUGAAGGAGGGGGCGGGGUUUAAGAGGGAUCUGCCGACGUUCCCCAGCAAUCACCCUGGCUCCAGCAUCCACGCUCUCAUCACUCUCUGUCUGUCAGCAGCAUCUCAGAGAGGCAGUGCCUGCCUGCUGGUCUGCUAAAAACAUCUAAAACACUCUCUCUAUCUCUCUCUCUCUCUCUCCCCCCUCUCUCCUCACCCCCCCCUCUCUCUACUCAGAGAGGAAUGAUUCAGCAAUAACUUAAUUGUCCGUUUUUGGGCUUUUCUGGCCCACUGACCACUGUUAUGCUAAUGCCAGACAAUAAUCAGUAAGGAGUGAUGAGAGUUGACCUAAAGACUGACCAUAGCAUCAAGCUGCUCCUUCCAUUCAUUCAUUCAUUCAUUCAUUCAUUCAUUCAUCCAUUUAUUCAUUCAUCAUCCUUGCAUAUCAAGCUUGGAGCCGAGCGUCUGUAGUUAUAUGUACAUAAAGAGAGAGGAAGGAAGGUGUUUUAAUUAUUAGUUGUUGUUUUUUUUCCAUCCUUCUUCUUUGUUUUUGUUUCUUUUAACAGUAGUAUUGUGGACCGCUUCUGAAUUAUGGGAUGUCAGAUAUUUGAUAGAGGAUGAUGAUGACAAAAGGAAAAAGGAAAAAAAAAACAAUUCUCAAUCCACCUGACUGUGCUACCAAAGAAAACUUUACACGCUGAUCAGUCCAUCAGUGCACCCGCAUCAGAAAACAAGCAACAGCAAACAUCACAAAGUAUCAUCUCUCCCCUUCUCUCCCCUUCUCUCCCCAUCGCUCCCGUCUGUGUAUGUGUUCACACGAUGAUGUCACUGUAUGUUUAUACUCGGUCUGAUUUGCACUACUGCCGGAGAUAGUUAAUGCUGGCAUGUUAAUAUUGCAAUCUGGCACUGGACACAGUGGGACUGACAAAGCUGAUUUGGGGACAUGAUCUCACAUUAGCUCUAGGCUAUUUAUUGAACACAGGGUCGGCUGGUACAGGAUUUCUAUUGGCAUACAGUAGCUGUUAACAGCCAACAUGUUUAGUUAUUGUUAACUACAUGCACCCUUCCUUAGCAGCACUAAACUGAAGAUCAGAACACAUUAAAUCACACUUUGGGGUGCAGAGAGAGCACUCUCUCCAUGUUCAAAACAAAACAAAACUGGCAUAAACAAUUAGGUAAACUGUGGAGGAAGUGGCCACUCUUCACUUUGAGUAAACACAUCAUCACCAUGGAUACUAACACAAGCAUUAGUCACUCGGCUGCCCGCUCACUUUGUACUAAGCACAUCACCUCCAAGUCCUUCAACUUCCUGCUGACAACUCGCUGUGAGCGAAGAUGUCGUUUCUUUACCGUCACAGAGUCACGCGUUAUAAACGUCACAUGCAUCCAAUUAGUGAAUGAAUCAGUGUUGAUCAGUAUCAGCUUUGUCCCUCCCAACACAAUCAUAACCCAAACUGCAUCACCUGUGUAAAUGUGCCAAAUAAUUGCAUGGUGAUUAUUAUUUUAUUUUAUAUUUUUUUAACGAGCACAGUCGGGUUAUUAUUAUUAUUAUUAUUAUUUUCUGUGGCCAUUAUGUGAGGGAGUGAAAACAAAGAAGUACAGACUGCAGUGUCGAUGUGUUGUCGCAGGUUUAACUGCUGACUGGUUGAAAGAAGAAGAAAAAGAACUAAACAGUCUGGUUUGUUGACCGGGGGAGAGAAGAUUAUUCAGAUCUCUUCAAACACACCUUUGUUUUUUUUGUUUUUUUUGUAUCUCUCUUUGAACACAGGUGUUGUAAUUAUCUUACACCCUCCCCUCCCUCCAUCCCUCCCUCCCUCUGUAGACACUGUGGUUUGGUAGAUUUCUCUAAGGUUUGAAGGGUAAACUAAUUCUUUUUACAGAUGCAUGUUUUUUUGUUCCGUUUUGUUUUUAAUAGCUGGUAUCUAUUAGUGUUUUUAAAGCAUUUCAAUCUUAACUACUAUUAGCGUUUUCAUCCGGACGUUAUUUGUUGCUUCUUUUAUCGUUAGUAACAGACAUAGACACUAUACACUCACUGCUGGGUCAGUUGUACUCCAUAUUAUUGUUGUUAUUGGUAUUAUUACACUUUUUUUUUUGUAUUUGUCGUUUUCCAUUAAUAUCAGUAUGGUAACAAACACCUACAGUGGGACGGCCUCCGGACAGGCUCUGUUGUUAAAAGAUGCUCACUGCGUUUGGUAAACCUCGCCUCAGCACCAGAGUCGAGUUGCUCGUUGCCCCCCCCCCCCCGCGUGUGUCAAUUUGGCUCUGGGAAUGCGCUGCUGCCUGUUACAGAUGUUGAUCCAUCAGGUACAGGAUGCUACAGCCUUCACCCGUGACUGAGCUGAGACACCAAACUGGCACAAACUAGUCUGCAGAGCCUUGUUUAACAACACUUAAGCCUGAUAUUAAAACCUGGUAAAUGUUUCGAGUCUACUUAGGCACCGUCAUAAAAUCACCGUCUUUGUACCAGCCUUUACAACGGUUUAUAUCGAGGGCAAACAAGCACACAAGGUUUCCCUUUAAUUUACCUGGAUUUAUAACGUGCUGUCAAAGCUCUCUUGAGUUUUUUGUGUCCAGAUUUGGUGUCAAAACAUUUUUUUUUCCUCCCUACUUUGUUUUCUGAACGUCAUUGUUGCUGCUGCUGCAGUCUGAAAAAAACAAUUAUUUUACUCUUAUAAAAGAAGCCUGCGCCAUACACUGUGGCAUACAUUCCUCCUCCUAUAGGGAACUUUGUACAGGCCUUACACACACACACACACACACACACACACACACACACUCCACAUCUCUCCAUAUCAACAGACUGAGCUAAUAACCAGCCAGGGCCACGUGUCUUCGAGCUUCCCCCGGCUGACCUCUUUAUAUUGUGCGUGUCUAAUAACAAGGUGUCCACGAACAAUCCCGGUCAUAUGACGAAGCAACAACCGAUGCCGUAAAAAAGAGAUUUUUUCCAGGACAUUCAGAGCCAAGGACACAAGCUGUGGCCGGCGGGCGGGGGGUUGGGGGGGGAGUACGAGUUUCGAGUGCACAGUUAUUGUAUGUCUGAAGUUUACAGUUGUAAGAUUCAUUUUAUUUUCAGUACAUCUGUCAGGUGAAAACAUCUGGGUGGGUCAGGACCCACAGGUAAAUUCAGAAUCUCUCCCGUGAAAUGGUCCUGUCGCAGAAAUGACAGUGAAAUAGUCAAACUUUUGUAAAAUACUGAUCUCGAAAGUGUCCACACAUUCCAUCCUCUGCUGAUCCAGGACUGAUGGUACAUCUUCUACAGAUUGAAACUCAGAUUACAGAUUAACUCAGCUGCCAGUGGAUUCAUUGUGUUGUGCCGUGUGGCGAACUGUGGGCGGUGGAUGUGGUUUAUUUUUGUUUUGCGUUUGUUUGAAGGUGACGGGGGUGGAGCUUCGGGAGCUGAGCUCCUGUAAGCGCGGUCAGUCUGUGAUCGGCGAGAUGUCUCAAAAGUCUUUUGCAGUGUGACUCGUCCUCUUCUCAGACUCAGUUGACCCUGAUUUAAGAUUGGAUGUAGAGUUUGUAGCGUCGUAGAAAAACAUGAGGGAACGGGGGCUUGGUGUCCAUAAGCGUUUUUUUGUGUGUUUUUUUUUCUAUUGUAAUUUGUUCUCAUUCAUUUAUUGUUUCACUACCAGCCUGUAGGUAGUAGGAGGCUCUCUUUUCUGCUUUGGCACACACUCCCUACACACUGUAGGAAAAUCACUUAAUAAAAAAAAAAUACUUUUUUAUAAUAGGUAACUAUAAGACCAUCAUUACGCUGUGCGUAACGAAUGUACAGAGAAAAAAAUCGUAGGUAUUUUUUGAGGAACAAUUAAUUUGUUAAUGAUAUGUAGCUAUUUAAUUGUUUUUUUUGUUGUUGUUGUUGUUUUCCCUGUCCUUACAUUGUAAUCAUUUGCAUUUUCCUUCUUUUUUUUGUGAAAAAAAAGUUGAUCUUUUUUGUUUCUAUAGAGUUUGUCAUGUUAGAGUAAAAAGGUUCAAGUGCAGGAGCACAGUAAUAAACGUUAUGAAACCAUGAAAAGAGCCACUGGUGGGUGUGUCAGUGACAAUCGCUACUUCCAUUUGGUCCACGAUGUUUUGCAGUUGUUUUAAAAUGUGUUUUUCUUCCCCCAACCCCGUCGUCGUGU
Molecule: messenger RNA, 5345 nt
Organism: Solea solea (common sole)
Lineage: Eukaryota; Metazoa; Chordata; Actinopteri; Pleuronectiformes; Soleidae
Gene: vgll4b
Product: vestigial-like family member 4b
Exons: 5
Coding region: 300-1250 (316 amino acids)
Biological process (GO): negative regulation of DNA-templated transcription
Molecular function (GO): transcription coactivator binding
Source: RefSeq, a predicted model, not a curated record